AUGCCGGCGAACUAUGUACACAAGUACAGCCUCAUAUUUGCUUUGCCAGGUAGGCCGGCCGGGAAGCAGCACGAGUACCACUGCUUGUCCUUGGAAAGCGGAUCCGGGCCCGACGGGGAGCCCGGUGAGACCUCCGAGAGCGAGGAGGGGGGAGGGUCCGGGAAAUCGCCACGGCCAAACCGGAAGUCACCUGCCUCCAUCAGGGACCUAAAGAAGCAGGGUGCGACAGGGGCAGGGAUUCCGGCUAGCAGGACGGAAAGGAAGAAGGAUCAGAAAGAAGAUAGGAAGCGGGUUAAGCGGGAGAAGGCUGCCCAGGAGACGAAGGAAUUCAAUGCUGAACUGCUCGGGUUACUGAAGAACCCCGUUGAAUCAGAGGCCGAUCGCGUUAUCAUAGAUUUCGUCCGAGAGAUGAAGAAGACGAAUCGCAAGAAAGAUAUCCGGCUAGCAAAGAAGUCCAUCCAAGAAGAUCGGACUCUGGAGGUGACGACUCUCCACGAGCAGAUUGCGUUGUACAAGGAGAUGGGCAAUGAAGGCCAAGUCAAAGAGACCCGGGAGAAGCUCCUAGCGCUGUACGCCACACCUCUCCCCCAGCUCGAUAUGCCAAUCACCGCGGAGGCGGACACGGCGAGGGCGGCGGCGGCGCUGGCGGCGGCGGGGGGGGGGGCGGGGGCGGCGGGGGGGGCGAAUCCUGUUUUUUCCGGGUAGUUUCCGAGAAGUUGAAAAUCAAGUGUUGUACGACGGCCCAGAAAAAUACAAAAGUAAAAGGCCAGACUGAGCGCUCUCCCUGCGGAGGAAGAGGGCCCAUAUUUCGGGUGCAGUGUGCGUUGAACUUUUCUUUUUGCGCUCAGGGCGGCUGCGAGUUUUUUCAUCAUUUAUGGAGGCCAAGCUCCACACCAGCCUUGAUCGAGGAGGAUGGUCAACUGUGCGAUGGUAUAUCGAUUUCUACGCAUAAAAAUUCCAUUUUUAGCGUUGUAGUUCCGAUAGACUGGGGCGUUCGAGGGGACAUCCUGCCUAUCUUCCCUUUUGUUUCCGUUGUCCUUUUCUCUCUAUUUCGUUUCUCCUCCGUUGUCUUUUUUACUUCGUCGUUCGCUCCUUCAUCCUUUUUCCUUAGGUGAUUUUGGUCUUCUUUUCGUUCGGGUAGAAAAACAAGUCGCGCCUUGGAGGAUUUUUUUUCUGUCCAGUUUUAUUUUCGAAAGGUGUACAAGUAGUUGGUUUGUGGCCACGGCGUCCGAGUCAGUCGGACCAGUACGGAUAUUAGAAGGUACUGCGAGGAGACCGGAACGGUUAUUAAUACGAAGACAUCAACAACAAUAUAUGUUGUUUUGCGAAAUGUGUCUAGCUAUAUUUUGUGUGAACGUGUGGGCCAUUGCUUCGGCGUUGCAACCACGUAGGGAUACAGUCAGCGAGACCUGACUUGUUCGUGGUUUUGUUGAAUUUUGUGUGUUGGGUUGUUUUCCUUGGCAUCGCGUGCCGAGCGGAGCCGAUGAACUCUAUUUUUUUGUCUGGAUGGGGCCUUCCUUUUUCUAUUUCUAUUUCUUUUUCCGGAUGUGUGCCCCAAUUUCUCGUGCAGUAUCCCGUUUUCUGUCCAUGUUGUUGUUGCUUUGUAUUUUGGAGAAGUUUGUAUCGUUUUCUGGGUAGUUGGCUAGUGAGCACGGAAGGCGUGGGCGCCAGUUGGACCGGUACGGAUGUUACAAGGUACUGAGCAAAGUUCUGAAUAGUUCUGAAUUUUUUUGUUAGUUCAGGCAACAUUUCCAUAUCUAUUUGAAGCGGCCGUGGGAGCGGGGGCGGAGGGGGAGCUAACCGUCCCCCGCAAGAUCCUUUCAGAACGGCCCGGGUAGCGCACGUACUCUCGUUCGUUAUCCAAGGCACGGGGCGGAAGGUUCCAAGGAUUGUUCUAUUCUAGGGACCUACAGGCAUACCAAAAGUAUUGGACACGCGGACUGCUUGCGCCAUGACCCACGAUGUUGUCCUGACCAGAGGGUUGCGACUGUUUAGCCUGUACGUUUUUUUUCAAGUUUUGGUAUGAUCUGGCAGUAACCUAGCUUGGUCGGUAGUCUGUUGGCACCGGCGGGGUUCAGGUUUUGCGCACCCGCAGACUUUUGCUUGUAGCCAGGAGUCCCGAUGUGUACUUGAGCUGUAGGCACGGCCACCCCUUAAUCUAGACAAAGCAACAAGCAUCAGCUUCGACACCAGUGUCAACCGAUCGCUGUUGGUUUUUGAGAAAUAACGCCCCGGGGCGAACUCGCAUAUCAGGGGUCGAUCCCCCCCGACAGAAAACGAACUCCAACUUGUCGCGUUUCCCCGCCUCUGCUUUAUUUGACGGCGGGGGCACUAUAUUUAACCAGGGAGUCCGUACUAGCUGCACGGCGGGCGAGUACUGUGGUAGUGCCAUGUGUCAGGGUGAACAGAAAAUCGAAUUCUACAUUUAGCAACCUCGCGCGGUCUGCCUGCCAUCGACUCGGCGCUCUUGGAUCAAUAUUUGCGACAAUUGAACAUGCCGUCCUGCGGGAGGAAAGUCCUGUACCGCCAUAAAAAAAUAGAGAGCGGAGCGAGCGUGGAUACCGUUCCCAGUGUCGCCAUGAUAUUCACCAUCCGUUCCUAUCUCUGCUUGGCACCUUACAUCAUCCGGUCCAAAACACGCGGAUGUCUUCCGUGGUCACAGACCAGCUACCCAGAUUCUGGGCACACACAAUGCACUCGAUAGUCAGAAGAGAAAGCCAAAACGGCCCAGGUCUUUGCAUAGACCUAAACGCAUAUAUAAUAAAAUUGAAGGUCCCAGUCAGACAUAUCAGGCGGAGGAGGGGAAUAAGUAGGAACAUUCUCGUUCGGUGGGCGGUGCCAAACCCGUUCACUCAUCCAGACAACAUUAAAAGUGCACGAUUUUGAUCUAUUCCUCCUACAUUCACCGCUGGGGUUGCCACUGCCAUGCCACUUGCGGUGGUUCUAGGCACCCACUUCACUCAGCUGUCGACCAACAGGUGACUCAGAUGGUGUACAAAGAUCCGGUUGCGAAGAGCAUAGAACGUAAAAGAAAAAACAGGGAGAGCGGCGUACUGCACCUAGAUCACGGCGUACCACAUACAUAAAUGGUGGACGGGGACAAAACACAACCUCGUACCGAGAACACACUGCAAGUAAGACGUUGUAACCAGCACCUGCAACCUGCCUGCAUAACCUACCCAGUCCGGUAAACUGAUGCAAAACCUUCCAUAGAAACAUUUCCAUUUUGUGUACUUGGAUUUCAUGGCGGCAUAUUAUGAAACGAUGCCUUCCAUGAAGUGAAUCAGUCGAAUCCCUGAGAAUGCCCUCUAAAAUACAAAGGAAGAAAGCCACGAUUCUAAGGACAUGCAGUACGGCUCCUCCAGCAAACCCACUCCGAGCGUGAAACAACCAAGCCGGUUUGGCAUACAGUCCUCAGGCUGAACGAAAACACGCGCGUUAAAGAAAAGAAAUUCACGCACACCAAACCAAAAAAAGCGCCACGCGCACUUUAGCCAGUCGCGGCGUGUCUGAGCCACCGAAUGUCGCU
Ectocarpus sp. CCAP 1310/34 is the source of this 3529-nucleotide messenger RNA. Lineage: Eukaryota; Phaeophyceae; Ectocarpales; Ectocarpaceae. The record is from the annotation of a GenBank genome assembly.